Molecule: messenger RNA, 1095 nt
Organism: Acaulospora colombiana
Lineage: Eukaryota; Fungi; Glomeromycota; Glomeromycetes; Diversisporales; Acaulosporaceae
Source: the annotation of a GenBank genome assembly
AUGUCGAAAGAACAAACCACUACCGGACUAAGAUCUCGUCACGCAAGAUCUGACUCUAACACGGGGAGUAGGAGCGAUAGUCGAUCAAUUAGGCCUAGUUCCUCUCACACAUCCCCAAAGACUUCUAAUAAGUCUUCUGCUAGUGCCGCUUUCUUCUCAAAUAUAGCGGACUGCGAUGAGGUGUUUAAUUAUUGGGAGCCAACUCAUUACCUACAAUACGGAUAUGGUAUGCAAACAUGGGAGUAUUCACCGGAAUACGCAAUUAGAAGUUGGGCAUACAUCAAAUUGCACGCAAUUAUCGGUGGCAUAUUUGACUACAUAUUUGGUCAUGAUAAGAUAAAAGUUUUUUACGCCAUACGCGUAAUAUUUGCUACACUAUGCGCAUUGUCCGAGGCAUUGUUUUACGUUUCGGCAGUAAGCAGUCUAGGGCCACGUGCUGGUCGUUAUUUAAUUAUAAUUCUGUUAUUUAGUGCGGGAAUGUGGAAUGCAUCUACUGGGUCUGGGUGGAGAAUCUAUAAAACUAUAUUGUGGGUUGGUAUAGGAUCACUGUUGGCAUGGCCUUUCUGUGCAGAAGUAGGAGUUCCUGCUGCGCUGGAAGAAUUGAUACUUAAAACUAGUGGAGCAAAAAGAUUUGAGCGAAUCAAGCGUCUAUUGCUGGGGGUUAUAAUAUCCACAGGAGUAGUCUUGCACUUUUACUACGUUGAGAUCCCUCAACAAAUUGAAACACGCAAUCUUCAACUGAAUUUUGACAAUCCUAUAAAUCUCUGUGUUGGAAAGGAAUGGUAUCGUUUUCCGAGUCAUUAUUUUUUACCGGACGGUGUUCGAUUGAGGUUUCUAAAAUCAGAUUUCGGUGGACAAUUGCCAAAAUAUUUUUUGGAAAAUAAUUAUACUGACUCCGAAGGAAAAACUAAGAUAGGCAGUAAGCGUGACGGAACAUGGAGGACGCCAGAAGGAUUCAACGAUAUUAAUAGAGAAGAAAUGGAUAGAUAUGUGAGCACAGGUUUAAAUUUAUCAAGUGACAAAUAUCUUUUAACUAUUAAUAACAUUGUUCAUUAUAGGUCAACGUUGAACAAUGUGAUUAUAUCGUCGACCUAG